AUGACAAUUAUUGGCAUUGAUCUCAGGAGUUUGUCCAAGAUUGAACCAAGAACAGAAAUUGAACCUGUGGUACUAUCAAAAUCAGAAGGCCCACUUUAUGAGAGGCUCAGUUUUUCAUAUGACAUAAUACACAGAGAAAAUAUCAGUAUAAAUUUCAACAAACUUCAAUAUCUUAAUUUCUCCAGUGAUGCAUCUAGUGAAGAAGAAGAAGAAGAAGAAGAAGAAGAAGAUGAAGAAGAAGAAGAGGAGGAGGAUGAAGAUAGCAACUGGAAUGAAGAAUAUGAGGAAGAAGAAGAGGAAGAAGUACCCAUGCUUGAUAGGGUAGUAGUGAAAGAAGAGCCAAAGCUGAUUGAAGCUGCUGCCCUAGAGGUUGAAGCAAAGCCUAGCAUCGCCGCCGUCAUACCAAAGAAAAGGGAGAAGCUCAAGAGGCGUGUGUCCUGGGCUGAUGACAUCAAGCCCCUGGAGACUAUCAUCCCUGACAACACCAGUGAUGACAUCUUUCGCAUCAAAUACUCGUCUGCAUGUGAGCUCUCUCCUGCUGAUGAAGGUGGAGAAGGUGCAAGUGGGACGACAGCCAUGAUGGCGGAGAGCCAGGGUGGCAAAUCCCUAAUGGUCAGGAGCCCCUCAGAUAUCUACAAGGUUUUUGGGGGUGCCAGUGCGAGCCAUGAACCUCACCCUCGAGGAAUACUGAAGAAAUCCUCGUCUUUGCCUCUGCAAGGUGAAAGUGAAUCCAAUAACAAAGGUGGUUGGCGCUAUGCCCCAGAGUCGGUUGAAAUAGUGACAGAAGAUAUGGACGAUUUGCCACUCCCUAAGCCCCUCAGACCGUCUCCUCCACUGAAGAGAAAGUCACUGCAACCGGCCUUCUCGUACAAGGUUGUGGAACGGAACGUAGGAGAAAAGGAGGAGAGUGGUGAUGCACAAACGGGUGCCGUUGCUCAACCAGAAUCAGGUGACGGGACACAGACCAAGAAGAUAUCGAAGUUCAAGGCUUCCAGAAUGAAAAAAUAAUGGGACAGGAAGAUAAAAAGGAUUUUUUUCCCCCAGUUGUGUAAAGGACUGGAGUAGAGAACUGGAUGGGUGGCAAAAUUGCAAAGUAGGUUUGGUGAAAUAUUUCAAAGAAGAAUUUAUUGUGAACUUGAAUGUAUUUAUUUUCAAGGAGUAGAGUUGUGACCCCUGUACAUGUAUAGUACCAUUAAAAGAGUGUAAAUGAGUAUGAUAAAUGUGUACAAUUAGACAUAUCAAUUUUUGACAAGAUAAUUUCAAGCUGCAUGUAAACAAUGACUGUAGUCUUCACAUAGUAUCGGUCUUGUCCACAUAAUCUCUGCCAUAGACAUUUUCUUAUGUGAAUUGUUUGCCAAAUUAUAUGAGACAUUCUUGUGGGAUCAAGAAUAAAGAGGGGGAUUCAAACCCUCUUGCAUUCUUGCUUUGAAAGGCAUAUCAGUUAGUGUUAAUCAUGCUUGCCAUUAUCCUAUUUAUAUUCACCGAAGCAUAUCUUGUAUUUUUAUACCACUAGAGCAUUUAGAAGGAAACUUAGGGAGAGCCAAUGGAGCAACUUUCAAACAGAGAGCUCGUAGCAACAAUACAAAACUAUGAUUUAAAACUACCUUGUCAUACUAGACCUCUAAUUAUCCUAUAUGCUCAUAACUGGUGUCUUAAUUGUCCCUUGAGUGUAGCUCUUUAGCAUAUAUGUGAAACUGAGUGUUUGUAUUGCAAGGCCCAGAGAUGCAGAUAUCAUACACUGUCAUUAUUCCAGUAAUGAUAAAAUGUGUGAGGUUGAAUGUUAAUUAUCAGCAAAUUUCAUGAAAGAUUCAAUAGUGGAAUUUCAAAAAUUUACAGUGGUGUUAAACUGAGCCUUGAAAUAAUAACAUAGGAAAGAAGAAUAAAUAUAGUGGCCAUGUGUUAAUGUUAAAGUUUUAUUGUAUAUAGUUCAAUGAUGAACUAGUUACAUGCAUUUAAGCACUGAAAAUGCAUAUCCUGUUAUAAAAAAUUUAUGCAGAAUGGACAUAGAAAGAUUUCAGAUUGUGUAUAAUUAAACUAUAGGUCAUAUCAAUAACAUUGAUAUUUGUUCUUUUAAGUCACGUUCUUGUGAGCACUGAACAUAAAACAAAUUAUAUUAUGGAUGUGUGUAUUUAUAUACAUGAGUUUAAAGGAAAGAGACUGAUGUAUACUUGUUUGUUAUAAGAAAUAUUAAAUGUGAGCCUUGAUACAUUGGAAGGACUUAUAAUUCUAUGAGCCUAAGUCUAAAAUACAGUACUGUACUUAAAUCUGAACACUACUUUAAGCUGAAAUAUAAAUAGGUAUAGCUUUACCUUCACCAAACUUUUAGAAAAUGCACAACUACAACUGAGUUAAGCUGAAGGUUUGUAAAUCAGUUUUAAUUCAUCGUCUAGUUUUAUUUAGUUCCAUGGAAAUUUUCUUUUUAAGUGUUUUUGAAGUUCCUAUUUUCACCAUCCAAGAAUUUAUAUCUUUAGUUCUCUAACACCAUUAACAUCCCUUGGUUUCAGGAAUAACAUCUUGUUUGGUCUGCUGUGAUAUUAAAUUCCGACAAUAGUCCUGCAACUUGCAAUGCUAAAGAGGGAAUGCUUGCACUCCUUAAUUUCGCUUUUCGUGAUGGUGCUUUGAUAUUCAUUACAUUGCUGAAUAUUAAUCAUCUCGGUCUUUUACUUUCGCCUUUUCUCUUAAUUUGGAGGUCUGGCUUUGGCAGUUUUAGACCAGCAAUAAAUACAAAUUGUGUCCAAAGUAUGACUUAAAUGAUUAUACAGUUAUUUUUGUAAGUAUUACGUGAUCAUGUUUUAUAGUUAAUGUUCUCAAUAUUUUACUGUGAUAAUGUUACAAAGUUAAAUGAACACCUUUGCCAAGUUGCAUAAGGUGUCAUCUUCCAAGUCUUCAGCCUGUGAAGCGUUAAUUUAUACAAAUGCUAAUAAAUCCUAUAAUGAGC
Messenger RNA from Penaeus vannamei (Pacific white shrimp), 2938 nucleotides. NCBI's taxonomy places the organism in Eukaryota, Metazoa, Arthropoda, Malacostraca, Decapoda, Penaeidae. The record is from RefSeq and is a predicted model, not a curated record.